Messenger RNA from Pseudoliparis swirei, 4113 nucleotides. RefSeq names its product serine/threonine-protein kinase N1-like. Gene Ontology annotation, biological process: protein phosphorylation; signal transduction. Gene Ontology annotation, molecular function: ATP binding; protein serine/threonine kinase activity; small GTPase binding. The coding region runs from base 406 to 3225 and encodes 939 amino acids. Lineage: Eukaryota; Metazoa; Chordata; Actinopteri; Perciformes; Liparidae. The transcript has 23 exons. The record is from RefSeq and is a predicted model, not a curated record.
CCGCAGAGCCGAGCAGGAGUGCACCGCCGCGGGGUGAAGGAUGGCCUCAGUCGCCUCUCGCGGUCCGGGCGCAGCGUGGGGCUGAGUCCCGGCGGCUCUCGGGUUUCUUCGCAGCGGGGUGCCCCCCCUCCCCGGAGCAUGAGCAGACAGCAGCCCGCAGCAGCAGCAGCAGCAGCAGCCGGGUCGCUCUUUCACUACCACCGGGACGGACUGCAAUGCGUGUUGCAGACCAAGAGUCCAGGAGGACGCCGGACGUGUGUAUUCACCGUGGGGAUCAUCCGUGACGGGCACCAUGAUCUGAAGGACCGGAGAGAAGUGACACACACACCGUAGCAGAAGUCUCCCCCCCCCCUCUCCCCUCCCCUCCCGUCGGCGCCAUCUAAUUGGCCGCCCGCCCGGCGCGUGAUGGCCAAUAACAACGAGCUACAAAGCGAUCCAGGCGGGCUGCCGGUGCUCCAGCAGCUCGGCCUGGACCAGAACUCUGACUUCUCGGACUCCAGCGUGCAGCAGUGCCUGGACGAGCACCGCGAGCGGAUCCGCAGGGAGAUCCGCAAGGAGCUGAAGAUCAAGGAGGGCGCUGAGAACCUGCGCAGGGCCACCACAGACAAGAGGAAUGCCCAGCAGGUGGACUCGCAGCUCCGCAGCUCCAAGCGCAAGCUGGAGUCGCUCCUGGAUCAGCUGCAGGAGCUGGAAGCGCACAUCGUGGUCAAGGGCACCGAUGACAACAAAGAUGCCCCCAGGUCGCCGGGGUCGCUCCACCGGCCGACGGCCAGCCAGCAGCGCAUCGCCGCGUUGGAGCGGCAGCUGAACAUCGAGCUGAAGGUCAAGCAAGGAGCCGAGAAAAUGAUUCCCAUCUAUGCCAAUGGAGGUACCAAGGACAAGAAGCUGCUCCAGAUGGCUCAGCAGAUGCUGCAGGACAGCAAGACGAAGAUCGACAUCAUCCGCAUGCAGGUCCGAAAGGCCAUGCAGGCCACGGAGCAAUCUGAGGACGGCCAAAAUAAGCCGGACAUGUGCGGGAUGGAGCUGCGCGUGGAGGAGCUGUGGCAUCACUACCGCGUGGAGCACGCCAUGUCCGAGGGCGCCAAGAACAUGCUGCGACUGCUGGGGGCGGGAAAGGUCCAGGACAAGAAGGCCAUGGCGGAGGCCCAGUGUGGGCUCAGCGAGUCGUCCCAGCGCCUGGACCUGCUCCGCUGCUCCCUGGAGCAGAGGCUGCAGGAGCUCCCCGAGGACCACCCCAAGGCCUGCCUCAUCAAGGAGCAGCUGGUGCUCACCACCUCCUCGGCCUUCAGCUCCCGCCACAGCACGCCCUACAUCCACAACCAGUACAGUACCAUGAGCAAACCGUCCCCGCUCACCGGUACGCUCCAGCUGCACCUUCUGGGCUGCGUGGGGCUGCUGGAGGUGGUGCCCGGGCGGAGCAGAGGGAGCCCGCUGGUCCUCCCCUCUUACUCCCUGGGAGACGGACGCUCCUCCUUCAAGCUGAGCGGCCUCUACAACCGCAGCAGCAGCAGCAUGAGCCUGAAGAUCCCCGGCAAGAACGAGGAGCUCUCCUCGGAGGUGAGCGCCGUGCUGAAGCUGGAGAACACAGUGGUGGGUCAGACUGUGUGGAAGGCGGUGGGCGAGCAGACCUGGGACCAGACGUUCAUUGUGGAGCUGGAGAGAUCCCGGGAGAUGGAGAUCUCGGUGUACUGGAGAGACUACCGCUCCCUGUGCGCUCUGAAGUACCUGAAGCUGGAGGAGUUCCUGGACAACCAGAGGCACCGAGUCCAGCUGGAACUGGAGCCGCAGGGGCUGCUGCUGGCUGAGGUGAUCUUCUUCAACCCGGUGAUCGAGAGAGGCCGGAGGCUCCAGAGGCAGAAGAAGGUCUUCUCCAAGCAGCACGGUAAAGCCUUCCUGCGCGCUCGCCAGAUGAACGUGGACAUCGCCACCUGGGUCCGCCUCCUGAGGAACGCCAUCCCCAGUGGGAGCAACACGCCUGCCUACACUCCCAGUUUCACGGGCAGCACGCUCACACAGGGCACUGGAGAGAUCUCCAUGGAGAAGCUGAACCUGGCCAGCGACUCUUCACCCAGAGCUGAAAUCCAGAGAGACGCAGUGGACGCCGCUCCCUCGGAACAGACGCCGGCGGCCGUUGAGCCCCCGUCCACGCCGGGUGUCCCAGUUCACGAGCCGGCGACCAGAUCGCUGUCCCACAACUCUUUGAGCAGACGCAGCAGAGGGCCUCUGGGCCUCCAGGACUUCAAGCUGGUCGCGGUGCUCGGCCGGGGCCAUUUUGGGAAGGUGUUGCUGUCGGAGUACAAACGGGCCGGCAGCCUGUACGCCAUCAAAGCCCUGAAGAAGGGCGACAUCUUGGCGAGGGACGAAGUGGAAAGCCUGAUGUGCGAGAAGCGGAUCUUUGAGACGGUCACCGGCUCGCGCCACCCCUUCCUGGUCAACCUGUUCGCCUGCUUCCAGACGCCGGAGCACGUGUGCUUCGUCAUGGAGUACACAGCGGGAGGCGACCUCAUGAUGCACAUUCACGCCGACGUCUUCGCUGAGCCCCGCGCUGUGUUCUACUCUGCUUGUGUGGUCUUGGGUCUGCAGUUCCUUCACGACCAUAAGAUUGUGUAUCGGGAUCUAAAAUUGGACAACCUGCUGCUGGAUAUGCAGGGUUAUGUGAAGAUAGCCGACUUUGGUCUCUGUAAAGAAGGCAUGGGAUUUGGGGACAGGACCAGCACGUUCUGUGGGACUCCUGAGUUUCUGGCCCCGGAGGUGCUGACGGACACGUCGUACACCAGAGCCGUGGACUGGUGGGGGCUCGGGGUGCUCGUCUACGAGAUGAUGGUCGGCGAGUCUCCGUUCCCGGGCGACGAUGAGGAGGAGGUCUUCGACAGCAUAGUGAACGACGAAGUGCGCUACCCUCGCUUCCUCUCCACCGAGGCCAUCGGCGUCAUGAGACGGUUGCUCAGGAGGAAUCCAGAGCGCCGUCUGGGCUCUGGAGAGAAGGACGCCGAAGAUGUGAAGAAGCAACCAUUCUUCAGGGGUAUCGACUGGGAGGGUCUCCUCCAGCGGAAGCUCCUGCCCCCGUUCGUCCCGACCAUCGGAGGGAAAGAGGACGUCAGCAACUUCGACGUGGAGUUCACGGCCGAGGCUCCGGCCCUCACGCCGCCCCGCGAGCGCCGCACGCUCUCCCCCGCCGAACAGGACCAAUUCAAGGAUUUUGACUUUGUCUCCGACCUCUGCUAGGGUCAGGGGUCGCAUGGGGGUCGUUGGCUGCCCGCCCCCUCCCCCCCCCACCGCGGCCAGCCGCAGACUCUGAGAGGAGACUCACUCACACAAAGAGAGAGAGAGAGGAACUUGAACGUGACGAGAGGCUCAUCCCCUCUUCCUCUCCGCCCGUCUCUAUGCGAUGGGACAGAGAACCGGCUGUGACCGGUCCAUCGGCGGAGGCGGAUCCCGCACACUGGCAGGGUCACGGAUCUGUUGACCUCUAGAGGCCCGCAGCAGAUUCGUGACACGGCAAGGCUUUUAGAGAACGGAAGGAGGUGGUGAUGAAGAUACUCCGGAUGAUGUAACAGAUGGAAGAUGAGAUGAUGUCAUUCCGCCGUCUGUCCGGCGCGAUGAGGCUCAGCGACAAGAGUCAAGAGUGAUUAUUCUGACAGGAAGCAGUUUGUCUCUUUUCUCCGGCUAUCGCUACUGCCUCUUGACCUCUGCCUCUUGACCUCUGCCUCUUGACCUCUGCCUCUUGAACUCUUGACCCUUGACCUGUGUCCCUUGUCCCUCUGCUGUUUGUUGCUGCUAAGUGUGUGUUUGGUUGUGUUCGGUGUCUUUGAACAUAUCCACCGCGUCAGCUGUCAAUCGUGCACCGCCUGUGCGUUACCACACGGGGGAGCCAGAGGGGUGUGUGUCCGGACUCCUCUUCGUCAUCUUCUCGUUCUACUCUUGUUCGGCACAAAACAGAUUUUUUAAAACUACAAUCAUUUCUCAAUGACAACAAAAAAAAGAAGCCUUUACAGAUUUCUGUUCUUUUUGUGAUUUCUGUUGUCCCAUCUUGUGUUUCCUCCUCUGUCAUUUGCUGGUGAAAAAUGUUGAAACUGUGACUCAGUAAAGAUGUGAACCCAACACAGAAGCAUC